Cooperia oncophora is the source of this 1470-nucleotide messenger RNA. The record is from the annotation of a GenBank genome assembly. Lineage: Eukaryota; Metazoa; Nematoda; Chromadorea; Rhabditida; Trichostrongylidae.
AUGCUCAAGGAUCGGCUCCUUACCCUGCGUAAAGCAAAUCCUCUUAUUCCACAGACCAGAGUUGAUGAACUCUUUGCGAUGCUGCUGGAGAAGAACAGCGCCAUCUAUAUAGAGCGGUGGAAUAAAGCAGGGAGUGCGAAAAGGCCUCUGUACGUUUCAAAAUGGACAGAUUGGGAUUUGAGAGCAUUCGCUGAUGAGACUUUCCAUGGCACCGAGAAAUGCGUAGAUUUCAUUCGCGAGUUCGAUCCUUUGAGCUCUUAUCCAGCUGGAGGGCUGCAAUUUUCUACCCUGUGGGGUCGAGCGGUUGAGCUUGAUAUGGGAGAGUGGUGUGUGAAUUUCAAGGAUUAUCCCAUUCCUUAUCUACUUGCAAAGGAUAUGCAUUUCUUUGGUCUUCUUGUGGGCGCUGAAGAAAUGGAGGAAAGUGGACGUUCCUUCCGUGAAUGUGAAAUUAAUUUGCCGGCUCCAUGGGAGACACACACAGUGCGACGUAAUAUGGCCCCAUUGAAGUUCUACUAUGAUAUGCAGUGCGAGAGCGCGGAUUUGUCAGCCACGUAUGGGCCGUGCUGGGAACCUUGCCUGUCGAUGAUUAGCCUAAUGUGGAACAAUAUCAGUGCUCCAUCGAAGGAUCCAUCAGUUCCACUACCUUUCUGGGAUAAAAUGCGCUUUCUUCUACACGGACGUUUCUCCUGGCUAAGCUCAAAGGUCGUGACAACUAUGUUGGCAUCACCUGAUCCAUACAAUACAACAGAAACUGUGGAGAUGUGCUGGGAUGAUUUCGGACUUGACUGGGCACUAGGUCAGGUUUACGGGUAUUCAUGCGCACGGCAUCUCGAUACGAUGACUCUCGCAUUCUUUUUCUUCCCUGAUCUCCGGCUUCGUGUGGUCUUAGAUUGGAUUUGUAGCGGUGAUCCUCAUGAUCACCAUGCGGUGACUCUUUGUGCUCCCCACCGUCUACCACAUUCCUUCCUGGAUCAUGACUCUUUCCGAGCCUUUCGGUCCUCAUCACUGGAUCUAUCACUAUCUUACGACGUCGCUGCCGGUGCUGAAAACGGUGAAACUGGUGAUCGCAUCCCGCACGUUCUUCUCUAUGCAAACACAUUUCGUUGUAUCGAGUUUCUUCUCAAUACGUUAACCAUGAAAAAUCGGAAUGUACGAAAAGGUCGGCUAUUCGGAACACCGCCUUACCCAAAACCGCAACUUGGGAAACAUUUCAGGAACGUGCAAGUAUCGCUUAAUUUCCCGCGAUUCUAUAUCACAUACUGGAUGUCGCAUUCAUCUGAUUACGGGUUCCGAGUAAUAUCGGAUGGUUUAAACUUGCUCGCCUCGAUGAAGCUGACCGUACAGGCUGAGGCCGAAUCGGGUAUCACACGCCGUCGCAGUUACGUAUGGAUACCUCAGCAUGUAUCAGCAACUCUUUGGGGAACUCAGGCGGCCGGAGAUUCCGCCAAGAUCGAUGCGGCCUAUCCAUAA